AUAAGGAAAGAAGGAGAAAAGGGAGAAGAAGAACGGUUUUUCCCCGCCUGUUAGUUAAUACAUUGUUUAAUAAUAGAAAAUUAGAACGAGGCUUUGGUGCAGGCUUUGAAAGUACCUGGCACAAGAAUAUGGAUACCAAUUAUAUGUCAGCUAAAAACACAACAUUGGAAAAGACUGCAGAUCAAGAAAAUGAACAACUAAAUCUAUCUCAUCUCAAGAAAGCAAUUGAUGAAACCGAAGCUGAGGAUACGGCGCUUGGUAAUGAGAUUCUGGAGCUGCUAAAAGAGCUUGAUAUACAGCCUGACACUUUUCCUGAAGAUGUUAAAGAGAGUCUGAAAGAUGUUUCAAUGAUAGUAAAAGAAUAUGGAUUAUCUGAUGUUGAUGAAACAUCAUUGUUGAUAUCUAUGGAAAGUAAAAAGAUUCAUGAUAAAAAACAGCAGUUGUUAGAGCGAGAAUCAAAAACUAAAUAUAAGCAGUUAUUACACAGACACUCUCUUCUUCAAAAGGAGCUAUGUGAUUUAAAAGGGAAUGUCAGCUUUAUAACGAAUUCAGUUGCAAAAAUAGAAGAUGACAUCAAGAAUGAUGAUAUCAGUUGUAAAUCACAAACAACCAAGUUGGAUAAGUAUGAUGAGUUGGCUUGUAAAAUGGAAACUGGUCACGACAGUUUAGGUCUGGAGAAAUUUGAACCAAAAGAAAUUUUGGACAAAUACAGAAGAUUCAUUGCAUUGAAGGACCGGUUGGCAGAACUUGACCAGACAUUAGCGCCAUACAGCGAUUUACCUCCAAACUUAUUACAGGCCAGGGCUCUCCUUGAAAGUAAAGAAAUUGAGUAUAAAGAAAUAUCAGAACAAUUUCUUGUAGCAUCUUCGAGUAACAUAUAAUUAUUAAUUUUCUGUCAAAAUACUGGAAUUUUCUUCAAUUCGUUUUUUAUAUUGAAAAAUUGGCUUUUUGGUAUUUUCUGUCUCCUUGCCGCCCACUUAUAAAUGCAGGGAUUUAAUAGCGAUUGAAAUCAUACUGUAUGUUGCUAUUAAAAGUAAAAUUAAUCCAGAGCUGAUGAAGAAUAAUCUUGCAAAUAAUUGUAACCAAUUUAAUUAAGAUUUCGUAUAUAUAUAAUGUCGUGACCGUAUUUUUCAUUUCCUCUAAUCAAUUUCUUUAAAUAUAUCAUUUUUACUCGUAUUAUUUCUUGUAUAUAGUGCUAUCACUGUGUAAUCAUCGAAAACAUAUUUUCAUUUACUUGGCGUUUGUAUUAUUGCAACCAUGUGAUUAGCUCAUUUGUCUCAAGUUCAGUUUUAGCAGAACGAUGGUAAAUUAUUCAAGAAACGCUAAGGUACUCUGUACAGAAGCUGUUUCUUUAAAACAAAUCUUUUACACCAGCAGAGAUGAGAUAAUUGUGGUAUGAGUAGACAUUGGACUACCAAGU
Molecule: messenger RNA, 1420 nt
Organism: Diprion similis
Lineage: Eukaryota; Metazoa; Arthropoda; Insecta; Hymenoptera; Diprionidae
Exons: 2
Coding region: 129-881 (250 amino acids)
Source: RefSeq, a predicted model, not a curated record